This is a messenger RNA of Crotalus tigris (Tiger rattlesnake), 875 nucleotides long. It is a transcript of the gene MORN2, whose product is annotated as MORN repeat containing 2. The transcript is spliced from 5 exons. Bases 77 to 481 code for a protein of 134 amino acids. The record is from RefSeq and is a predicted model, not a curated record. Lineage: Eukaryota; Metazoa; Chordata; Lepidosauria; Squamata; Viperidae.
CAAUCACCUGGAAGUAAAAUCUUUCGCUUCCUGUAAAUCUUGUCGUCAUAGCAACCGCGUGUGCCCCUUCCAAAGUAUGUCCGGUUCUGAAGUUUAUAAAAUAUCAUUUAUAUUUCCAAAUCAAGAUAAGUAUGAUGGUGAAUGUACAAGAACACCUGAUGGAAUUCUUGAGAGAAAUGGAUAUGGGGUUCAUACAACUGCAGGUGGAAUUAUUUAUCGUGGAACAUGGAAGAAUGAUAAGAUGAAUGGUUUAGGAAGGCUAGAACAUCCUUCAGGUGCAGUUUAUGAAGGUGAGUUCAAGAACAACAUGCUACAUGGAACAGGAACUUAUAUAUUUCCUAAUGGAUCCAAGUAUACUGGACAGUUCAAUGAAAACAAGCUGGAAGGGAAAGGAGAAUUUACAGACACACAAGGACUGGAAUGGGAUGGCACCUUUCACUAUACAGCAGCACCAGGAUUGAAGCUAAAGUUAGAAAUGUAGAAUAGUUUGGACUGGCAUAGUAAAAUAAAAUUUCUGUUAGAGUUUUCAAGCAAAUAGUUUUAUUUGUAGUUUAAUGGAAGUUAACUACUGUUUUUAAAAAAUAAAGUUUAAAAAUGUAAAAUAAAAGUCUAUUUAUUUAGCUUUCAGAACAUCAUUUUUUUCUCUUUAUUGUACAUAUAGCAUGCUAAUGUUUAAAAUGUUUUGUUCUAAUAAUCUUUAUAAAAUUAUGAACAGUUCAAUAUUAUCAGUUUUAAUACAGAUAUUUGGAGAGAAUAGAAAGAGUGGAAAACAAGGUAAAAUUUAACUGAAUCAAUACAAUAAAUAAGUUGUUUAAAGUCUGCCAUUUCCAUAAGUCUGUUUUAAAUUAAUACAUUAAACAUGAACUGAACUUGCA